Messenger RNA from Fusarium coffeatum, 1872 nucleotides. RefSeq lists its product as uncharacterized. Gene Ontology annotation, biological process: DNA-templated transcription. The transcript is spliced from 2 exons. The record is from RefSeq and is a predicted model, not a curated record. Gene Ontology annotation, molecular function: zinc ion binding; DNA binding. NCBI's taxonomy places the organism in Eukaryota, Fungi, Ascomycota, Sordariomycetes, Hypocreales, Nectriaceae. The coding region runs from base 1 to 1872 and encodes 623 amino acids.
AUGCCAACUCAUAACGUUGCCCCGGAGCAUUCUAUACUGGAGGAGAUGCUGAAGGAGGCAGGCAAUGAACCUCACCUAGACAUUCCCUCCCAACCUGUAGGUAUAUGCCUUCCUCCCCGGCAAUUUCUUAACCUCGUCAUCGGUCCCUUCUUUAAGAACACCGAUUACGCCACCGAUCUUUUCGUACGAUCAGCCUUCCAGCCACAAAUUGAUCGAAUUUAUUCCCAGCCCAUAGCUCCUUCUGAUGAAGGCUGGGCCGUAUGCUUCAACGUUAUCGUUCUCCUUGGCAUCCGAAGAGAGCCAUCCGUACAGAGCAAUAGCCACUUUAUCCAAUCUCUUUUUCAAACCAUGAGAAUGGCCAUCAAUAAUCCCCGAGUCUUCUUGACGCCAAGACUUGUCAACGUACAGGCACUUGCUCUUCUAAGUUACCUUGCCGAGCAGUACAGCACAGCAUCGCUUGCAGAACUAGUCUUCGCUCAGGCCUGUUUGUUGGCCCGUACAAUGGGUCUCCAUCAGAGUCGCGCAUCUUCCAAUAAUCUUCCGCCGGAGACCAUACUUGAGAGACAUAAGGUUUUUCAGUCAUUGUACAUCCGGGAUAAGAAUAUUGCGAUACUUCGCGGUUCCACUGCUUGGCUGCCAGGCUACGACUCCGGAAUCUCCUCCUCGUUGGAAACUCAGUCCGAAUCUUCUGACCUCGUGGCCCGCUUAGAGCUAGCCAAGCUCCAAGACGAAGUUUACCAGGCUUUCAACUCUGUCGGUUCCCCCAUAUUGCAGCUUUCAAGACACAGUCAAGGACUAGCACAGUUACAACAGAAACUUGAACAGUGGGCUUCAACUUAUAACAUCAUACAAACCCCACUCAAGUGCGCAGAGUCCGCUGGCCUCAUGUUAUCGUUCUUUGCCACAAGGAUCUGUUUACUCAAAGGUCAUGGUGGCGCAAAGUCCUCUCAGAUAUUUAAGGAUGCCCAAGCCUGCUGUCUUAUUUUUCUGCUGGCCACAGCAGCGAAGAAAGAUCGGCGUUUAUCUGAGGCUCUGAACGAAACAUUAGGUCGCGAUAAGAGAGAAGGCAAACCCAGUACAAAGAAGGCCAAAAGAAAUUCCCAGAGCGAAGGCGGACCGUCCGAGAAUGCCGAGAACAGAAUUUCAGCCCUUCCUCGUCUAGGUGCGACGUUCCCGCUAGCGGCAGCCUUUAUAGUAGCGAAGACCAUCAUACAGGAGCCAAUGGCAGAAGCGGAAGACACCCCUAGCUGGCCAGAAGAGGAAAUCUCACUUUUGGAAUCUCUUCGUGACCAAUUCGCAUUGCUUGCUGAUCAAGCACACAUUGAUAAUCUUGCUUUGAACUUCAGCAAGAUUUUGGAUUUGUUAGUUCGCAUAAUCCUCCAGAAACUAUCUCCAGGACCAAAUAACGCACCCUCUACGGCCUAUAACGAAUUGUCGAACAUUCACUCAGCCACAUCUUCCAGCUCUUUACAUGGCAGUAUUGUAAGCUCUUUCAAAGAUACACCCCCAGGCCCCGAGACCCUUUCAACAGUUAGCUCUAUCAGCGAAGCGAUGUCACAUUCUUCCCUGCUUUUGCCUUAUACUCAACCGCUCGAGACCCCAGCUAGUGGCUCCCCAUGGUUCACAAACGCCGGCCCGGGUAUAGGCAUGGACAGCACUUCAAUGCUUGUGACAUGGCCUAAUCAAAAUAAGCGACAGUCUGAAGAGGUGGAAGCUCCGAUUAAGAAACCACGAAUCGCUUGCCACGACGAGUUCUUGGAUAUUGGUGCAGGGUAUGCUGACCAUGGUUCACGGACUGAUGAUGACGUAUUAUUCACGUUCGACUUUUUGAACACAGGAAAUGAUAUCUCCGUUUUUGAUAUGGAUGAAUAA